Messenger RNA from Lolium rigidum, 1777 nucleotides. Its product is annotated as protein NRT1/ PTR FAMILY 8.3-like. Gene Ontology annotation, molecular function: transmembrane transporter activity. The record is from RefSeq and is a predicted model, not a curated record. The coding region runs from base 1 to 1740 and encodes 579 amino acids. Gene Ontology annotation, cellular component: membrane. Gene Ontology annotation, biological process: transmembrane transport. The transcript is spliced from 5 exons. Lineage: Eukaryota; Viridiplantae; Streptophyta; Magnoliopsida; Poales; Poaceae.
AUGGAGUCGAUCCCUCUGCUGGAUGGAGGCAACUCCUCGCAGGAGAAUACCUCAGAAUAUACAGGGGAUGGAUCUGUUUGCAUCAGUGGGCAUCCUGCUUCCAGAAAACUUACAGGGAAGUGGAAGGCCUCCUCCUUAACAAUAGUUUGUUCAUUCUGCUGUUUUCUGGCAUACUCUUCGAUCGCGAAAAACCUAGUCAGUUAUCUCACAAAAGUCCUACACGAAACAAAUGUGGCUGCUGCAAGAAAUGUUGCAACUUGGCAAGGUACUAGCUACCUCACACCUCUGAUUGGAGCCUUCGUUGCUGAUUCAUAUCUGGGGAAGUACCAGACAGCUUUGAUCUCCUGCACGAUUUUCAUUGUUGGAAUGAUGAUGUUGCUUUUGUCAGUAGCACUUCCAUCAAUCUCAACUGGUCCUCACACUUGGACUGUUUGGUCAGAUCCAGUCUCUUCUCAGCACAUAUUCUUCAUUGGGUUAUACAUGGUUGGUUUAGGAUAUGGUGCACAGAGCCCUUGUGUUACAUCCUUCGGAGCCGAUCAAUUUGACGACACCGAUGAAGUGGAGAAAACAAAAAAGAGCUCUUUCUUCAAUUGGAACUAUUUCACAAUCAAUGCUGGUUCACUGAUCGCGGGGACUGCUAUUGUGUGGGUUCAAGACCACGAAGGUUGGAUCUGGGGUUUCACCAUCUCUACACUAUUUGUGACUUUAGGCAUAGUUACUUUUUUCUUGGGCUUCAAUGUGUAUAGACUUCAGAAACCUGGAGGAAGCCCGCUUGUAAGAUUAUGCCAGGUAGUUGUUGCAGCUACUCGGAACUGCGAUGAAGUUGUGCCACAUGAUUCCUCCGCUCUUUAUGAGUUUCUGGGGCAAGGUUCAGCCAUCGAAGGCAGCCGGAAGUUGGAGCAUACAACUGGACUUGAGUUCUUCGAUAAAGCUGCAAUUGUGACAAUAUCUGAUUGUGAAUCCUCUGGCCUACUUAAUACAUGGACGAUUUGUACUGUCACUCAGGUGGAGGAGUUAAAGCUUCUAAUCAGAAUGUUCCCAAUUUGGUCCGCAAUGGUAUUGUUUGCUGCAGUUCAGGCACAAAUGUUUUCAACAUUUGUAGAGCAAGGGAUGGCCAUGGAGAGACACAUCGGGUCUUUUGAAAUACCUGCUGCAUCCUUCCAAUGUGUAGAUACAAUUUCUGUCAUUAUACUAGUUCCAGUUUAUGAGAGAGUCCUUAUUCCAGUAUUCAGAAGAUUCACUGGAAGACCGAAUGGCAUUACAACACCGCAGCGAAUAGGGAUUGGUUUAUUUUUCUCCAUGUCCGGAAUGGUGUCAGCAGCAUUGGUGGAGAGUAAUCGCUUACAGAUUGCACAGGCCGAAGGUUUGGUGCACCACAAAGUGGCUGUUCCGAUGAGCAUCCUGUGGCAAGGACCCCAGUACUUCCUGCAAGGAGUCGCCGAGGUGUUCUCCAACAUUGGGUUAACAGAAUUUUUCUAUGAUGAAUCUCCAGAUGGCAUGAGAAGCUUAUGUAUGGCAUUCUCACUUGCUAACGUCUCUGCGGGAAGUUACCUUAGUUCAUUUAUCCUCUCUCUCGUGCCUGUAUUCACAGCAAGAGGAGGCAUCCCAGGGUGGAUACCUGACAACUUGAAUGAAGGGCAUUUGGAUAGAUUCUACCUGAUGAUGGCUGGUCUGAGUUUACUGAAUAUUUUUAUCUAUGUAUUCUUUGCUACGAGGUACACAUGUAAGAAGGCUUCCUGAAACUCGCUGACCUUUCAUCGUAAAUGGAAAUAAUAAC